AUGAAGGUGGGUAGUAUAACUCAGCUUCUACCCACCUUCCACACGGAGGUGGGUAGUAUAACUCAGUUUCUACCCACCUUCCACACGGAGGUGGGUAGUAUAACUCAGUUACUACUCACCUUCCACACGGAGGUGGGUAGUAUAACUCAGUUACCACCCACCUUCCACACGGAGGUGGGUAGUAUAACUCAGUUACUACUCACCUUCCACACGGAGGUGGGUAGUAUAACUCAGUUACCACCCACCUUCCACACGGAGGUGGGUAGUAUAACUCAGUUACUACUCACCUUCCACACGGAGGUGGGUAGUAUAACUCAGUUACCACCCACCUUCCACACGGAGGUGGGUAGUAUAACUCAGUUUCUACCCACCUUCCACACGGAGGUGGGUACUAUAACUCAGUUUCCACCCAACUUCCACACGGAGGUGGGUAGUAUAACUCAGUUUCUACCCACCUUCCACACGGAGGUGGGUACUAUAACUCAGUUUCCACCCAACUUCCACACGGAGGUGGGUAGUAUAACUCAGUUUCUACCCACCUUCCACACGGAGGUGGGUACUAUAACUCAGUUUCCACCCAACUUCCACACGGAGGUGGGUAGUAUAACUCAGUUUCUACCCACCUUCCACACGGAGGUGGGUAGUAUAACUCAGUUACUACUCACCUUCCACACGGAGGUGGGUAGUAUAACUCAGUUACCACCCACCUUCCACACGGAGGUGGGUAGUAUAACUCAGUUUCUACCCACCUUCCACACGGAGGUGGGUACUAUAACUCAGUUUCCACCCAACUUCCACACGGAGGUGGGUAGUAUAACUCAGUUUCUACCCACCUUCCACACGGAGGUGGGUACUAUAACUCAGUUUCCACCCAACUUCCACACGGAGGUGGGUAGUAUAACUCAGUUUCUACCCACCUUCCACACGGAGGUGGGUACUAUAUUUCAGUUUCCACCCAACUUCCACACGGAGGUGGGUAGUAUAACUCAGUUUCUACCCACCUUCCACACGGAGGUGGGUAGUAUAACUCAGUUACUACUCACCUUCCACACGGAGGUGGGUAGUAUAACUCAGUUUCUACCCACCUUCCACACGGAGGUGGGUAGUAUAACUCAGUUUCUACCCACCUUCCACACGGAGGUGGGUACUAUAACUCAGUUUCCACCCAACUUCCACACGGAGGUGGGUAAUAUAACUCAGUUACCACCCACCUUCCACAUGAAGGUGGGUAGUAUAACUCAGUUUCUACCCACCUUCCACACGGAGGUGGGUACUAUAACUCAGUUUCUACCCACCUUCCACACGGAGGUGGGUAGUAUAACUCAGUUUCUACCCACCUUCCACACAGAGGUGGGUACUAUAACUCAGUUUCCACCCAACUUCCACACGGAGGUGGGUAGUAUAACUCAGUUUCUACCCACCUUCCACACGGAGGUGGGUAGUAUAACUCAGUUACUACUCACCUUCCACACGGAGGUGGGUAGUAUAACUCAGUUACCACCCACCUUCCACACGGAGGUGGGUAGUAUAACUCAGUUACCACCCAACUUCCACACGGAGGUGGUUAGUAUAACUCAGUUACUACUCACCAUCCACACGGAGGUGGGUAGUAUAACUCAGUUACCACCCACCUUCCACACGGAGGUGGGUAGUAUAACUCAGUUUCUACCCACCUUCCACACGGAGGUGGGUACUAUAACUCAGUUUCCACCCAACUUCCACACGGAGGUGGGUAGUAUAACUCAGUUUCUACCCACCUUCCACACGGAGGUGGGUAGUAUAACUCAGUUUCUACCCAACUUCCACACGGAGGUGGGUAGUAUAACUCAGUUUCUACCCACCUUCCACACUGAGGUGGGUAGUAUAACUCAGUUUCUACCCACCUUCCACACGGAGGUGGGUAGUAUAACUCAGUUUCUACCCAACUUCCACACGGAGGUGGGUAGUAUAAUUCAGUUUCUACCCACCUUCCACACGGAGGUGGGUAGUAUAACUCAGUUACUACUCACCUUCCACACGGAGGUGGGUAGUAUAACUCAGUUACCACCAACCUUCCACACGGAGGUGGGUAGUAUAACUCAGUUACUACCCACCUUCCACACGGAGGUGGGUAGUAUAACGCAGUUACUACCCACCUUCCACACGGAGGUGGGUAGUAUAACUCAGUUUCUACCCACCUUCCACACGGAAGUGGGUAGCAUAACUCAGUUUCUACCCACCUUCCACACGGAGGUGGGUAGUAUAACUCAGUUUCUACCCACCUUCCACACGGAGGUGGGUACUAUAACUCAGUUUCUACCCACCUUCCACACGGAGGUGGGUAGUAUAACUCAGUUUCUACCCACCUUCCACACGGAGGUGGGUAGUAUAACUCAGUUACUACUCACCUUCCACAUGGAGGUGGGUAGUAUAACUCAGUUUCUACCCACCUUCCAUACGGAGGUGGGUAGUAUAACUCAGUUUCUACCCACCUUCCACACGGAAGUGGGUAGCAUAACUCAGUUUCUACCCACCUUCCACACGGAGGUGGGUAGUAUAACUCAGUUUCUACCCACCUUUCACACGGAGGUGGGUAGUAUAACUCAGUUUCUACCCACCUUCCACACGGAGGUGGGUAGUAUAACUCAGUUUCUACCCACCUUCCACAUGGAGGUGGGUACUAUAACUCAGUUUCCACCUAACUUCCACACGGAGGUGGGUAGUAUAACUCAGUUUCUACCCACCUUCCACACGGAGGUGGGUAGUAUAACUCAGUUACUACUCACCUUCCACACGGAGGUGGGUAGUAUAACUCAGUUACCACCCACCUUCCACACAGAGGUGGGUAGUAUAACUCAGUUUCUACCCACCUUCCACACGGAGGUGGGUAGUAUAACUCAGUUACUACUCACCUUCCACACGGAGGUGGGUAGUAUAACUCAGUUACCACCCACCUUCCACACGGAGGUGGGUAGUAUAACUCAGUUACUACUCACCUUCCACACGGAGGUGGGUAGUAUAACUCAGUUACCACCCACCUUCCACACGGAGGUGGGUAGUAUAACUCAGUUACCACCCACCUUCCACACGGAGGUGGGUAGUAUAACUCAGUUUCUACUCACCUUCCACACGGAGGUGGGUAGUAUAACUCAGUUACUACUCACCUUCCACAUGAAGGUGGGUAGUAUAACUCAGUUUCUACCCACCUUCCACACGGAGGUGGGUAGUAUAACUCAGUUUCUACCCACCUUCCACACGGAGGUGUGUAGUAUAACUCAGUUACUACUCACCUUCCACACGGAGGUGGGUAGUAUAACUCAGUUACCACCCACCUUCCACACGGAGGUGGGUAGUAUAACUCAGUUACUACUCACCUUCCACACGGAGGUGGGUAGUAUAACUCAGUUACCACCCACCUUCCAACCGGAGGUGGGUAGUAUAACUCAGUUACUACCCACCUUCCACACGGAGGUGGGUAGUAUAACUCAGUUACCACCCACCUUCCACACGGAGGUGGGUAGUAUAACUCAGUUUCUACCCACCUUCCACACGGAGGUGGGUACUAUAACUCAGUUUCCACCCAACUUCCACACGGAGGUGGGUAGUAUAACUCAGUUUCUACCCACCUUCCACACGGAGGUGGGUAGUAUAACUCAGUUUCUACCCACCUUCCACACGGAGGUGGGUAGUAUAACUCAGUUACUACUCACCUUCCACACGGAGGUGGGUAGUAUAACUCAGUUACCACCCACCUUCCACACGGAGUCGGGUAGUAUAACUCAGUUACCACCCACCUUCCACAUGAAGGUGGGUAGUAUAACUCAGUUUCUACCCACCUUCCACACGGAGGUGGGUAGUAUAACUCAGUUUCUACCCACCUUCCACACGGAGGUGGGUAGUAUAACUCAGUUACUACUCACCUUCCACACGGUGGUGGGUAGUAUAACUCAGUUACCACCCACCUUCCACACGGAGGUGGGUAGUAUAACUCAGUUACUACUCACCUUCCACACGGAGGUGGGUAGUAUAACUCAGUUACCACCCACCUUCCACAUGAAGGUGGGUAGUAUAACUCAGUUUCUACCCACCUUCCACACGGAGGUGGGUAGUAUAACUCAGUUUCUACCCACCUUCCACACGGAGGUGGGUAGUAUAACUCAGUUACUACUCACCUUCCACACGGAGGUGGGUAGUAUAACUCAGUUACCACCCACCUUCCACACGGAGGUGGGUAGUAUAACUCAGUUACUACUCACCUUCCACACGGAGGUGGGUAGUAUAACUCAGUUACCACCCACCUUCCACACGGAGGUGGGUAGUAUAACUCAGUUUCUACCCACCUUCCACACGGAGGUGGGUAGUAUAACUCAGUUUCCACCCAACUUCCACACGGAGGUGGGUAGUAUAACUCAGUUUCCACCCAACUUCCACACGGAGGUGGGUAGUAUAACUCAGUUUCUACCCACCUUCCACACGGAGGUGGGUAGUAUAACUCAGUUUCUACCCACCUUCCACACGGAGGUGGGUAGUAUAACUCAGUUUCUACCCACCUUCCACACGGAGGUGGGUAGUAUAACUCAGUUACUACUCACCUUCCACACGGAGGUGGGUAGUAUAACUCAGUUUCUACCCACCUUCCACACGGAGGUGGGUAGUAUAACUCAGUUUCUACCCACCUUCCACAAGGAGGUGGGUAGUAUAACUCAGUUUCUACCCACCUUCCACACGGAGGUGGGUAGUAUAACUCAGUUUCUACCCACCUUCCACACGGAGGUGGGUACUAUAACUCAGUUUCCACCCAACUUCCACACGGAGGUGGGUAGUAUAACUCAGUUUCCACCCAACUUCCACACGGGGGUGGGUAGUAUAACUCAGUUUCUACCCACCUUCAACACGGAGGUGGGUAGUAUAACUCAGUUUCUACCCACCUUCCACACGGAGGUGUGUAGUAUAACUCAGUUUCUACCCACCUUCCACACGGAGGUGGGUAGUAUAACUCAGUUUCUACCCACCUUCCACACGGAGGUGGGUACUAUAACUCAGUUUCCACCCAACUUCCACACGGAGGUGGGUAGUAUAACUCAGUUUCUACCCACCUUCCACACGGAGGUGGGUAGUAUAACUCAGUUUCUACCCACCUUCCACACGGAGGUGGGUAGUAUAACUCAGUUUCUACCCACCUUCCACACGGAGGUGGGUAGUAUAACUCAGUUUCUACCCACCUUCCACACGGAGGUGGGUAGUAUAACUCAGUUUCUACCCACCUUCCACACGGAGGUGGGUAGUAUAACUCAGUUUCUACCCACCUUCCACACGGAGGUGGGUACUAUAACUCAGUUUCUACCCACCUUCCACACGGAGGUGGGUAGUAUAACUCAGUUUCUACCCACCUUCCACACGGAGGUGGGUAGUAUAACUCAGUUUCUACCCACCUUCCACACGGAGGUGGGUAGUAUAACUCAGUUUCUACCCACCUUCCACACGGAGGUGGGUAGUAUAACUCAGUUUCUACCCACCUUCCACACGGAGGUGGGUAGUAUAAAUCAGUUUCUACCCACCUUCCACAUGAAGGUGGGUAGUAUAACUCAGUUUCUACCCACCUUCCACAUGAAGGUGGGUAGUAUAACUCAGUUUCCACCCAACUUCCACACGGAGGUGGGUAGUAUAACUCAGUUUCUACCCACCUUCCACACGGAGGUGGGUAGUAUAACUCAGUUUCUACCCACCUUCCACACGGAGGUGGGUAGUAUAACUCAGUUUCUACUUACCUUCCACACGGAGGUGGGUAGUAUAACUCAGUUUCUACCCACCUUCCACACGGAGGUGGGUAGUAUAACUCAGUUUCUACCCACCUUCCACAUGAAGGUGGGUAGUAUAACUCAGUUUCUACCCACCUUCCACACGGAGGUGGGUAGUAUAACUCAGUUACUACUCACCUUCCACACGGAGGUGGGUAGUAUAACUCAGUUUCUACCCACCUUCCACACGGAGGUGGGUAGUAUAACUCAGUUUCUACCCACCUUCCACACGGAGGUGGGUAGUAUAACUCAGUUUCUACCCACCUUCCACACGGAGGUGGGUAGUAUAACUCAGUUUCUACCCACCUUCCACACGGAGGUGGGUACUAUAACUCAGUUUCCACCCAACUUCCACACGGAGGUGGGUAGUAUAACUCAGUUUCCACCCAACUUCCACACGGAGGUGGGUAGUAUAACUCAGUUUCUACCCACCUUCCACACGGAUUUGGGUAGUAUAACUCAGUUUCUACCCACCUUCCACACGGAGGUGUGUAGUAUAACUCAGUUUCUACCCACCUUCCACACGGAGGUGGGUAGUAUAACUCAGUUUCUACCCACCUUCCACACGGAGGUGGGUACUAUAACUCAGUUUCCACCCAACUUCCACACGGAGGUGGGUAGUAUAACUCAGUUUCUACCCACCUUCCACACGGAGGUGGGUAGUAUAACUCAGUUUCUACCCACCGUCCACACGGAGGUGGGUAGUAUAACUCAGUUUCUACCCACCUUCCACACGGAGGUGGGUAGUAUAACUCAGUUUCUACCCACCUUCCACACGGAGGUGGGUACUAUAACUCAGUUUCUACCCACCUUCCACACGGAGGUGGGUAGUAUAACUCAGUUUCUACCCACCUUCCACACGGAGGUGGGUAGUAUAACUCAGUUUCUACCCACCUUCCACACGGAGGUGGGUAGUAUAACUCAGUUUCUACCCACCUUCCACACGGAGGUGGGUAGUAUAACUCAGUUUCUACCCACCUUCCACACGGAGGUGGGUAGUAUAACUCAGUUUCUACCCACCUUCCACACGGAGGUGGGUAGUAUAACUCAGUUUCUACCCACCUUCCACAUGAAGGUGGGUAGUAUAACUCAGUUUCUACCCACCUUCCACAUGAAGGUGGGUAGUAUAACUCAGUUUCCACCCAACUUCCACACGGAGGUGGGUAGUAUAACUCAGUUUCUACCCACCUUCCACACGGAGGUGGGUAGUAUAACUCAGUUUCUACCCACCUUCCACACGGAGGUGGGUAGUAUAACUCAGUUUGUACCCACCUUCCACACGGAGGUGGGUAGUAUAACUCAGUUUCUACCCACCUUCCACACGGAGGUGGGUAGUAUAACUCAGUUUCUACCCACCUUCCACAUGAAGGUGGGUAGUAUAACUCAGUUUCUACCCACCUUCCACAUGAAGGUGGGUAGUAUAACUCAGUUUCCACCCAACUUCCACACGGAGGUGGGUAGUAUAACUCAGUUUCUACCCACCUUCCACACGGAGGUGGGUAGUAUAACUCAGUUUCUACCCACUUUCCACAUGAAGGUGGGUACUAUAACUCAGUUUCUACCCACCUUCCACACGGAGGUGGGUAGUAUAACUCAGUUACUACUCACCUUCCACACGGAGGUGGGUAGUAUAACUCAGUUACCACCCACCUUCCACACGGAGGUGGGUAGUAUAACUCAGUUUCUACCCACCUUCCACACGGUGGUGGGUAGUAUAACUCAGUUUCUACCCACCUUCCACACGGAGGUGGGUAGUAUAACUCAGUUUGUACCCACCUUCCACACGGAGGUGGGUAGUAUAACUCAGUUUCUACCCACCUUCCACACGGAGGUGGGUAGUAUAACUCAGUUUCUACCCACCUUCCACACGGAGGUGGGUAGUAUAACUCAGUUUCUACCCACCUUCCACACGGUGGUGGGUAGUAUAACUCAGUUUCUACCCACCUUCCACACGGAGGUGGGUAGUAUAACUCAGUUUCUACCCACCUUCCACACGGAGGUGGGUAGUAUAACUCAGUUUCUACCCACCUUCCACACGGAGGUGGGUAGUAUAACUCAGUUACUACCCACCUUCCACACGGAGGUGGGUAGUAUAACUCAGUUACUACCCACCUUCCACACGGAGGUGGGUAGUAUAACUCAGUUACCACCCACCUUCCACACGGAGGUGGGUAGUAUAACUCAGUUUCUACCCACCUUCCACACGCAGGUGGGUAGUAUAACUCAGUUACUACCCACCUUCCUCACGGAGGUGGGUAGUAUAACUCAGUUACUACCCACCUUCCACACGGAGGUGGGUAGUAUAACUCAGUUUCUACCCACCUUCCACACGGAGGUGGGUAGUAUAACUCAGUUUCUACCCACCUUCCACACGGAGGUGGGUAGUAUAACUCAGUUUCUUCCCACCUUCCACACGGAGGUGGGUAGUAUAACUCAGUUACUACCCACCUUCCACACGAAGGUGGGUAGUAUAACUCAGUUUUUACCCACCUUCCACACGGAGGUGGGUAGUAUAACUCAGUUACUACCCACCUUCCACACGGAGGUGGGUACUAUAACUCAGUUUCUACCCACCUUCCACACGGAGGUGGGUAGUAUAACUCAGUUUCUACCCACCUUCCACACGGAGGUGGGUAGUAUAACUCAGUUUCUACCCACCUUCCACACGGAGGUGGGUAGUAUAACUCAGUUUCUACCCACCUUCCACACGGAGGUGGGUAGUAUAACUCAGUUUCUACCCACCUUCCACACGGAGGUGGGUAGUAUAACUCAGUUUCUACCCACCUUCCACACGGAGGUGGGUAGUAUAACUCAGUUACUACCCACCUUCCACACGGAGGUGGGUAGUAUAACUCAGUUUGUACCCACCUUCCACACGGAGGUGGGUAGUAUAACUCAGUUUCUACCCACCUUCCACACGGAGGUGGGUAGUAUAACUCAGUUUCUACCCACCUUCCACACGGAGGUGGGUAGUAUAACUCAGUUUGUACCCACCUUCCACACGGAGGUGGGUAGUAUAACUCAGUUUGUACCCACCUUCCACACGGAGGUGGGUAGUAUAACUCAGUUUCUACCCACCUUCCACACGGAGGUGGGUAGUAUAACUCAGUUUCUACCCACCUUCCACACGGAGGUGGGUAGUAUAACUCAGUUUCUACCCACCUUCCACACGGAGGUGGGUAGUAUAACUCAGUUACUACCCACCUUCCACACGGAGGUGGGUAGUAUAACUCAGUUUGUACCCACCUUCCACACGGAGGUGGGUAGUAUAACUCAGUUACUACCCACCUUCCACACGGAGGUGGGUAGUAUAACUCAGUUUCUACCCACCUUCCACACGGAGGUGGGUAGUAUAACUCAGUUUCUACCCACCUUCCACACGGAGGUGGGUAGUAUAACUCAGUUUCUACCCACCUUCCACACGGAGGUGGGUAGUAUAACUCAGUUUCUACCCAACUUCCACACGGAGGUGGGUAGUAUAACUCAGUUUCUACCCACCUUCCACACGGAGAUGGGUAGUAUAACUCAGUUUGUACCCACCUUCCACACGGAGGUGGGUAGUAUAACUCAGUUUCUACCCACCUUCCACACGGAGGUGGGUAGUAUAACUCAGUUUCUACCCACCUUCCACACGGAGGUGGGUAGUAUAACUCAGUUUCUACCCACCUUCCACACGGAGGUGGGUAGUAUAACUCAGUUUCUACCCACCUUCCACACGGAGGUGGGUAGUAUAACUCAGUUUCUACCCACCUUCCACACGGAGGUGGGUAGUAUAACUCAGUUUCUACCCACCUUCCACACGGAGGUGGGUAGUAUAACUCAGUUACUACCCACCUUCCACACGGAGGUGGGUAGUAUAACUCAGUUUGUACCCACCUUCCACACGGAGGUGGGUAGUAUAACUCAGUUACUACCCACCUUCCACACGGAGGUGGGUAGUAUAACUCAGUUUGUACCCACCUUCCACACGGAGGUGGGUAGUAUAACUCAGUUUCUACCCACCUUCCACACGGAGGUGGGUAGUAUAACUCAGUUUCUACCCACCUUCCACACGGAGGUGGGUAGUAUAACUCAGUUUCUACCCACCUUCCACACGGAGGUGGGUAGUAUAACUCAGUUUCUACCCACCUUCCACACGGAGGUGGGUAGUAUAACUCAGUUUCUACCCACCUUCCACACGGAGGUGGGUAGUAUAACUCAGUUUCUACCCACCUUCCACACGGAGGUGGGUAGUAUAACUCAGUUUCUACCCACCUUCCACACGGAGGUGGGUAGUAUAACUCAGUUUCUACCCACCUUCCACACGGAGGUGGGUAGUAUAACUCAGUUUGUACCCACCUUCCACACGGAGGUGGGUAGUAUAACUCAGUUACUACCCACCUUCCACACGGAGGUGAGUAGUAUAACUCAGUUUGUACCCACCUUCCACACGGAGGUGGGUAGUAUAACUCAGUUUCUACCCACCUUCCACACGGAGGUGGGUAGUAUAACUCAGUUUGUACCCACCUUCCACACGGAGGUGGGUAGUAUAACUCAGUUUCUACCCACCUUCCACACGGAGGUGGGUAGUAUAACUCAGUUUCUACCCACCUUCCACACGGAGGUGGGUAGUAUAACUCAGUUUCUACCCACCUUCCACACGGAGGUGGGUAGUAUAACUCAGUUUCUACCCACCUUCCACACGGAGGUGGGUAGUAUAACUCAGUUUGUACCCACCUUCCACACGGAGGUGGGUAGUAUAACUCAGUUUCUACCCACCUUCCACACGGAGGUGGGUAGUAUAACUCAGUUUGUACCCACCUUCCACACGGAGGUGGGUAGUAUAACUCAGUUUCUACCCACCUUCCACACGGAGGUGGGUAGUAUAACUCAGUUUCUACCCACCUUCCACACGGAGGUGGGUAGUAUAACUCAGUUUCUACCCACCUUCCACACGGAGGUGGGUAGUAUAACUCAGUUUCUACCCACCUUCCACACGGAGGUGGGUAGUAUAACUCAGUUUCUACCCACCUUCCACACGGAGGUGGGUAGUAUAACUCAGUUUCUACCCACCUUCCACACGGAGGUGGGUAGUAUAACUCAGUUUGUACCCACCUUCCACACGGAGGUGGGUAGUAUAACUCAGUUUCUACCCACCUUCCACACGGAGGUGGGUAGUAUAACUCAGUUUCUACCCACCUUGCACACGGAGGUGGGUAGUAUAACUCAGUUUCUACCCACCUUCCACACGGAGGUGGGUAGUAUAACUCAGUUUCCACCCACCUUCCACACGGAGGUGGGUAGUAUAACUCAGUUUCUACCCACCUUCCACACGGAGGUGGGUAGUAUAACUCAGUUUCUACCCACCUUCCACACGGAGGUGGGUAGUAUAACUCAGUUUGUACCCACCUUCCACACGGAGGUGGGUAGUAUAACUCAGUUUCUACCCACCUUCCACACGGAGGUGGGUAGUAUAACUCAGUUUCUACCCACCUUCCACACGGAGGUGGGUAGUAUAACUCAGUUUGUACCCACCUUCCACAUGGAGGUGGGUAGUAUAACUCAGUUUCUACCCACCUUCCACACGGAGGUGGGUAGUAUAACUCAGUUUCUACCCACCUUCCACACGGAGGUGGGUAGUAUAACUCAGUUUCUACCCACCUUCCACACGGAGGUGGGUAGUAUAAUUCAGUUUGUACCCACCUUCCACACGGAGGUGGGUAGUAUAACUCAGUUUCUACCCACCUUCCACACGGAGGUGGGUAGUAUAACUCAGUUUCUACCCACCUUCCACACGGAGGUGGGUAGUAUAACUCAGUUUCCACCCACCUUCCACACGGAGGUGGGUAGUAUAACUCAGUUUCUACCCACCUUCCACACGGAGGUGGGUAGUAUAACUCAGUUUCUACCCACCUUCCACACGGAGGUGGGUAGUAUAACUCAGUUUCUACCCACCUUCCACACGGAGAAGGGUAGUAUAACUCAGUUUCUACCCACCUUCCACACGGAGGUGGGUAGUAUAACUCAGUUUCUACCCACCUUCCACACGGAGGUGGGUAGUAUAACUCAGUUUCUACCCACCUUCCACACGGAGGUGGGUAGUAUAACUCAGUUUGUACCCACCUUCCACACGGAGGUGGGUAGUAUAACUCAGUUACUACCCACCUUCCACACGGAGGUGGGUAGUAUAACUCAGUUUGUACCCACCUUCCACACGGAGGUGGGUAGUAUAACUCAGUUUCUACCCACCUUCCACACGGAGGUGGGUAGUAUAACUCAGUUUCUACCCACCUUCCACACGGAGGUGGGUAGUAUAACUCAGUUUCUACCCACCUUCCACACGGAGGUGGGUAGUAUAACUCAGUUUCUACCCACCUUCCACACGGAGGUGGGUAGUAUAACUCAGUUUCUACCCACCUUCCACACGGAGGUGGGUAGUAUAACUCAGUUUGUACCCACCUUCCACAUGGAGGUGGGUAGUAUAACUCAGUUUCUACCCACCUUCCACACGGAGGUGGGUAGUAUAACUCAGUUUCUACCCACCUUCCACACGGAGGUGGGUAGUAUAACUCAGUUUCUACCCACCUUCCACACGGAGGUGGGUAGUAUAACUCAGUUUGUACCCACCUUCCACACGGAGGUGGGUAGUAUAACUCAGUUUCUACCCACCUUCCACACGGAGGUGGGUAGUAUAACUCAGUUUCUACCCACCUUCCACACGGAGGUGGGUAGUAUAACUCAGUUUCCACCCACCUUCCACACGGAGGUGGGUAGUAUAACUCAGUUUCUACCCACCUUCCACACGGAGGUGGGUAGUAUAACUCAGUUUCUACCCACCUUCCACACGGAGGUGGGUAGUAUAACUCAGUUUCUACCCACCUUCCACACGGAGAAGGGUAGUAUAACUCAGUUUCUACCCACCUUCCACACGGAGGUGGGUAGUAUAACUCAGUUUCUACCCACCUUCCACACGGAGGUGGGUAGUAUAACUCAGUUUGUACCCACCUUCCACACGGAGGUGGGUAGUAUAACUCAGUUACUACCCACCUUCCACACGGAGGUGGGUAGUAUAACUCAGUUUGUACCCACCUUCCACACGGAGGUGGGUAGUAUAACUCAGUUUCUACCCACCUUCCACACGGAGGUGGGUAGUAUAACUCAGUUUCUACCCACCUUCCACACGGAGGUGGGUAGUAUAACUCAGUUUCUACCCACCUUCCACACGGAGGUGGGUAGUAUAACUCAGUUUCUACCCACCUUCCACACGGAGGUGGGUAGUAUAACUCAGUUUGUACCCACCUUCCACACGGAGGUGGGUAGUAUAACUCAGUUACUACCCACCUUCCACACGGAGGUGGGUAGUAUAACUCAGUUUGUACCCACCUUCCACACGGAGGUGGGUAGUAUAACUCAGUUUCUACCCACCUUCCACACGGAGGUGGGUAGUAUAACUCAGUUUCUACCCACCUUCCACACGGAGGUGGGUAGUAUAACUCAGUUUCUACCCACCUUCCACACGGAGGUGGGUAGUAUAACUCAGUUUCUACCCACCUUCCACACGGAGGUGGGUAGUAUAACUCAGUUUCUACCCACCUUCCACACGGAGGUGGGUAGUAUAACUCAGUUUGUACCCACCUUCCACAUGGAGGUGGGUAGUAUAACUCAGUUUCUACCCACCUUCCACACGGAGGUGGGUAGUAUAACUCAGUUUCUACCCACCUUCCACACGGAGGUGGGUAGUAUAACUCAGUUUCUACCCACCUUCCACACGGAGGUGGGUAGUAUAACUCAGUUUGUACCCACCUUCCACACGGAGGUGGGUAGUAUAACUCAGUUUCUACCCACCUUCCACACGGAGGUGGGUAGUAUAACUCAGUUUCUACCCACCUUCCACACGGAGGUGGGUAGUAUAACUCAGUUUCCACCCACCUUCCACACGGAGGUGGGUAGUAUAACUCAGUUUCUACCCACCUUCCACACGGAGGUGGGUAGUAUAACUCAGUUUCUACCCACCUUCCACACGGAGGUGGGUAGUAUAACUCAGUUUCUACCCACCUUCCACACGGAGAAGGGUAGUAUAACUCAGUUUCUACCCACCUUCCACACGGAGGUGGGUAGUAUAACUCAGUUUCUACCCACCUUCCACACGGAGGUGGGUAGUAUAACUCAGUUUCUACCCACCUUCCACACGGAGGUGGGUAGUAUAACUCAGUUUGUACCCACCUUCCACACGGAGGUGGGUAGUAUAACUCAGUUACUACCCACCUUCCACACGGAGGUGGGUAGUAUAACUCAGUUUGUACCCACCUUCCACACGGAGGUGGGUAGUAUAACUCAGUUUCUACCCACCUUCCACACGGAGGUGGGUAGUAUAACUCAGUUUCUACCCACCUUCCACACGGAAGUGGGUAGUAUAACUCAGUUUCUACCCACCUUCCACACGGAGGUGGGUAGUAUAACUCAGUUUCUACCCACCUUCCACACGGAGGUGGGUAGUAUAACUCAGUUUCUACCCACCUUCCACAUGGAGGUGGGUAGUAUAACUCAGUUUCUACCCACCUUCCACACGGAGGUGGGUAGUAUAACUCAGUUUCUACCCACCUUCCACACGGAGGUGGGUAGUAUAACUCAGUUUCUACCCACCUUCCACACGGAGGUGGGUAGUAUAACUCAGUUUCUACCCACCUUCCACACGGAGGUGGGUAGUAUAACUCAGUUUCUACCCACCUUCCACACGGAGGUGGGUAGUAUAACUCAGUUUCUACCCACCUUCCACACGGAGGUGGGUAGUAUAACUCAGUUUCUACCCACCUUCCACACGGAGGUGGGUAGUAUAACUCAGUUACUACCCACCUUCCACACGGAGGUGGGUAGCAUAACUCAGUUUCUACCCACCUUCCACACGGAGGUGGGUAGUAUAACUCAGUUUGUACCCACCUUCCACACGGAGGUGGGUAGUAUAACUCAGUUUCUACCCACCUUCCACACGGAGGUGGGUAGUAUAACUCAGUUUCUACCCACCUUCCACACGGAGGUGGGUAGUAUAACUCAGUUACUACCCACCUUCCACACGGAGGUGGGUAGUAUAACUCAGUUUCUACCCACCUUCCACACGGAGGUGGGUAGUAUAAUUCAGUUUCUACCCACCUUCCACACGGAGGUGGGUAGUAUAACUCAGUUUCUACCCACCUUCCACACGGAGGUGGGUAGUAUAACUCAGUUUCUACCCACCUUCCACACGGAGGUGGGUAGUAUAACUCAGUUUGUACCCACCUUCCACACGGAGGUGGGUAGUAUAACUCAGUUUCUACCCACCUUCCACACGGAGGUGGGUAGUAUAACUCAGUUUCUACCCACCUUCCACACGGAGGUGGGUAGUAUAACUCAGUUUGUACCCACCUUCCACACGGAGGUGGGUAGUAUAACUCAGUUUCUACCCACCUUCCACACGGAGGUGGGUAGUAUAACUCAGUUUGUACCCACCUUCCACACGGAGGUGGGUAGUAUAACUCAGUUUGUACCCACCUUCCACACGGAGGUGGGUAGUAUAACUCAGUUUCUACCCACCUUCCACACGGAGGUGGGUAGUAUAACUCAGUUUGUACCCACCUUCCACACGGAGGUGGGUAGUAUAACUCAGUUUCUACCCACCUUCCACACGGAGGUGGGUAGUAUAACUCAGUUUCUACCCACCUUCCACACGGAGGUGGGUAGUAUAACUCAGUUUCUACCCACUUUCCACACGGAGGUGGGUAGUAUAACUCAGUUUGUACCCACCUUCCACACGGAGGUGGGUAGUAUAACUCAGUUUCUACCCACCUUCCACACGGAGGUGGGUAGUAUAACUCAGUUUGUACCCACCUUCCACACGGAGGUGGGUAGUAUAACUCAGUUUCUACCCACCUUCCACACGGAGGUGGGUAGUAUAACUCAGUUUGUACCCACCUUCCACACGGAGGUGGGUAGUAUAACUCAGUUUCUACCCACCUUCCACACGGAGGUGGGUAGUAUAACUCAGUUUCUACCCACCUUCCACACGGAGGUGGGUAGUAUAACUCAGUUUGUACCCACCUUCCACACGGAGGUGGGUAGUAUAACUCAGUUUCUACCCACCUUCCACACGGAGGUGGGUAGUAUAACUCAGUUUGUACCCACCUUCCACACGGAGGUGGGUAGUAUAACUCAGUUUCUACCCACCUUCCACACGGAGGUGGGUAGUAUAACUCAGUUUCUACCCACCUUCCACACGGAGGUGGGUAGUAUAACUCAGUUUCUACCCACCUUCCACACGGAGGUGGGUAGUAUAACUCAGUUUCUACCCACCUUCCACACGGAGGUGGGUAGUAUAACUCAGUUUCUACCCACCUUCCACACGGAGGUGGGUAGUAUAACUCAGUUACUACCCACCUUCCACACGGAGGUGGGUAGUAUAACUCAGUUUCUACCCACCUUCCACACGGAGGUGGGUAGUAUAACUCAGUUUCUACCCACCUUCCACACGGAGGUGGGUAGUAUAACUCAGUUUCUACCCACCUUCCACACGGAGGUGGGUAGUGUAACUCAGUUUCUACCCACCUUCCACACGGAGGUGGGUAGUGUAACUCAGUUUCUACCCACCUUCCACACGGAGGUGGGUAGUAUAACUCAGUUUGUACGCACCUUCCACACGGAGGUGGGUAGUAUAACUCAGUUUCUACCCACCUUCCACACGGAGGUGGGUAGUGUAACUCAGUUUCUACCCACCUUCCACACGGAGGUGGGUAGUGUAACUCAGUUUCUACCCACCUUCCACACGGAGGUGGGUAGUAUAACUCAGUUUCUACCCACCUUCCACACGGAGGUGGGUAGUAUAACUCAGUUUCUACCCACCUUCCACACGGAGGUGGGUAGUAUAACUCAGUUUCUACCCACCUUCCACACGGAGGUGGGUAGUAUAACUCAGUUUCUACCCACCUUCCACACGGUGGUGGGUAGUAUAACUCAGUUACUACCCACCUUCCACACGGAGGUGGGUAGUAUAACUCUGUUUCUACCCACCUUCCACACGGAGGUGGGUACUAUAACUCAGAUUCUACCCACCUUCCACACGGAGGUGGGUAGUAUAACUCAGUUUCUACCCACCUUCCACACGGAGGUGGGUAGUAUAACUCAGUUUCUACCCACCUUCCACACGGAGGUGGGUAGUAUAACUCAGUUUCUACCCACCUUCCACACGGAUGUGGGUAGUAUAACUCAGUUUCUACCCACCUUCCACACGGAGGUGGGUAGUGUAACUCAGUUUCUACCCACCUUCCACACGGAGACUGACUGGUGUACGCUGGCGCUGCAGGCGCGGCGCGGCGUGUCUGGCUGGCUAAAUGCGCUGCGGUCCGCGCGCGCCGCAGCGGAGCUUCGCUUCCCACCUGCGCCUGCCUGCCGGCUCGUCCUCGUCUCCUUCUCCCGUCUCUUUUAG
Messenger RNA from Schistocerca americana (American grasshopper), 17208 nucleotides. Its product is annotated as mucin-12-like. The record is from RefSeq and is a predicted model, not a curated record. The transcript is spliced from 6 exons. NCBI's taxonomy places the organism in Eukaryota, Metazoa, Arthropoda, Insecta, Orthoptera, Acrididae. Bases 1 to 17208 code for a protein of 5735 amino acids.